UGUACUUCUUGUAACAAACACAUACAGACACAAAACAUUUUGGUAGACUAAGAGCGUUUUUACAUUAAAUGUAAUAUUUGUACCGUUUGGACUUCAGAGAAAACGGGGCUCACCAUUAGGAGAUGUUUUUGGCAUGAAAGUUGCAUUUCAGAUGGCGAAGCUGGUAGCGACCUGCAAAGCCAUUCUGACGCGUCUCGUAUUCGGGACGCACGGCUUCAUCGCCAUCUGGCAAGUGACAAACUUCAAGAAGAAUCCUUUCUAUUGGUACUUGUCGGCACCCAUCCUCCUGCUGGUCUUCGAAGGCGUCUUCACUCUAACCAUCAAGGACAGUCAGGAGUGGAAAUGGUUCUGUCCCAGCGUCUUCCUAUAUUUGUCCAGUGUCGUUCCUGCCAUCUGGUUGCUGGAGUUGGACAAGGUCGAUCGAAGACUCCGAGCCCGAGAAGAGGCCAAAAACAUCACCGCCUUCUCGAUCGACGACCUGAGGGGCCUCGACAAGAUCAUGGGGGUCAGUGCAUAUAGUACUGAAGUGGGUCACCUGCUACCUCACGAUCUUCAGAUCGACACGGAAACGUGGGUCACCGUCAUCGAACAGUUUCUCAUGUUAAUCCUCAUCAUAGGACGCUGGAUGCUACCUAAAGGGGACCUGACGAGAGACCAACUGUCCCAGCUACUGCUAGUGUACAUCGGCACCGCCGCCGACAUAAUCGAGUUCUUCGACUCUUUCAAGGACGAGAAAAUAGCGCAGGAGCCGAUCCUGGUGUUGUUGACGCUGGCCAUCUGGUCCUGGAGCCUAUUGCAGUUCACUGUAGUGCUGACGGCUACCAAGAGUCGCAAGGGGAGGGACGGGGCUGGCCAGCACUGCUGCGCUGGUUGCUGCUCCAUCGACGUGUGGGGCAUCGUCCUCAACAUCUUAUUGCAGGACGCCCCAUUUCUGGGGUUCCGCCUGCUACUCAUUGUACACUACCGCAUCAUCAGCUACAUGAACGUGUUCUUCACCUGCAAGAACACACUCGUCAUUGUUCUGCAGCUCUACAGGCUGUACGUGGUGCAUUCAGAAACCAGGAAGCAGAAAAGAGUGGAGAAAAAGAAAAAGGCGAGAGUUACUACCCGAAAAAGGGAUGAAACACAAGGCAUCUCCGUGAUAUCUCUGUCCGAGGUGUACCCCGUCCCAGAGCGCUACAAGCUUGGCAGGCGAGCGGAUCAAGAAGAAUUUUAUGAUGAUGAUGACGAUGAUAAUGACACGAGCAGGAGUGAAACUGUACCUGAACCGUCUGAGGAAGAGCUGGAACUCAAGGUUCAAGAAGUCCGAAAUGCGAAACGAAAGCAACGAGCCAGAGUUCCAGACAAGAAAAGCAGUGGGAGAAGGUGCCGACAGGACACAGGCUAUUCCACCGCAUCCAGUUCACAUGGCUCCAUGAAGGAGGACAUCAGAAAGCAGCGAACUCGGGCCACGAUGACCAGCAGGAUUGAUUUGCGACCAGCACACACAAACCGCCAUGAAAAUCGUGAGAGAUCACAUGACAGGCAUCAUCACACAUCACCACACACACAGCGAAAAUUCAGACGAGAAGGGAAGGGUGAAAACGCUUCCAGAGAAAAUGACAGGAUCAGAUAUAAAGAAGAGGAUGAGAUAGUCUGACAACGCAGGGCCGCCAUUAGUGUGGUGUUCUUCCUAUUUAUACUAAUUCUUGCACUGUGCAUGCUCCUGAUCCAUGGAGGGAUAUCACCAGAUGGUGUGGUGAUUGCAAGGAGUAAGCCCCCAUCACAUCCACCUUACAUCACUCAUCCUUAGUAAUUCAUUACAAGUUACUGCUACCUGAUUUAUCCCUCACAAACAGCAGACAGAUGUUCUUUCUAACAAAAUCAAAAUUUAUUACAGUGGUUUGUUAUCCCUCAAAAUAUGAUGAUAAAAUAUGUAUCAUUUAAGUUCCUUAACUUUGUCCUGUACAAUUUUUUUUUAUUUUUUAGCAAAUUUAACGAGAUAAAAAUGUUAUAUUAAGAAAAUAGGACACAGUUUUUUUUAUUUCUGUAACUAUGACUUAACUUGUCUGCGAAAUUCUGAACAUUAAUUCUCACAUUCAUGACUAUAAAGAGUCUAAUAAUUUUUCUGUUAAAUUGUUUUACUGAUAUACUACACAUCCAUAGCAAGUGACAUAUUCAAAGG
Molecule: messenger RNA, 2164 nt
Organism: Zootermopsis nevadensis
Lineage: Eukaryota; Metazoa; Arthropoda; Insecta; Blattodea; Termopsidae
Source: RefSeq, a predicted model, not a curated record